AUGAGGUCACCCUAUUUCCCAGCGAGGUCGGUGCUUUUUCAUAAGGAGCCAAACGGAGUGACGUACAGAGUCCCAGCACUGCUCUACUUGUCACACUCCAGGUCCUUUCUGGCCUUUUGUGAGGAGAGACUCAGCCCAUCUGACUCUCAGGCUCACCUGCUGGUCAUGAGGAAAGGCACUUUCUACAGAAACUAUGUAGAGUGGGAGGACAUGCGUGUCCUGGGCACUGCUUUCCUGACAGGCCACCGGUCCAUGAACCCGUGCCCGGUGUAUGACGAGUUCACAGGCACCCUCUUCUUGUUCUUCAUCGCUGUUCUGGGCCACACCUCGGAGUCCUAUCAGCUGGUGACCGGCAAGAACGUGACCCGACUCUGCUACAUCUGCAGCACAGACGACGGAGACACCUGGACUGCUGUCACCGAUCUUACUAAGAGAGUCAUAGGAGACACUAUUAAAGAAUGGGCCACCUUCGCUCUCGGUCCGGGGCAUGGUAUCCAGCUGAAGUCAGGUCGCCUGCUCAUUCCCGCCUACGCUUACCACAUCGAGUGCAAAGAGUGCUUCGGACACCUCUGCCAGACCAUUCCCCAUGCCUUCUGCUUUCACAGUGACACCCAUGGGAGAACUUGGCGAUUCGGGGAGGCGGUGCCGGGCCCAGAGAGCGUGGAGUGUCAGAUGGUGUCUGUGGAUGAAGAGGAUGGGACUAAUGUGUUGUACUGUAAUGCCCGCAGCCCUCUCGGCUACAGGGUGCAGGCCCUCAGUCUGGAUGAUGGAGCUGUGUUUCAGGAGGGGCAGCUGGUGCAGCGGCUGGUGGAGCCUCGAAAUGGUUGUCAUGGUAGCAUUGUUGGAUUUCCUGCCCCAUUACAUCUAUGCCAAAGUCGUAACCAUCACUUACACCAACCUAUACACCGCUCCAGACACAGGACGUCCUGCAUGACUCACUCUAAUCACACCACCUCUCCCUCUCCAAACAUCACUUCUGCUUCCACCAGCCCUUUGUCACCCAAUCACAGUGCACCUCCAGAUUUCCUCACCCCCACCUGGGUAGUGUACUCCCACCCAACAUGGACAACUGCACGCAGGGAUCUGGGCGUAUUCCUCAGCUUAUUUCCCCGUGACCCAGACAGCUGGCGCGGCCCCUGGGUGAUCUACGAGGGCCCCAGCGCCUACUCUGACCUGGCCUAUCUGGAGCUGCCUCCCUCGCCUGGGGCACCACCCGCCGUGGCCUUCGCCUGCCUGUUCGAGUGUGGUACUAAAACAGCCUACGAUGAAAUCUGCUUCAGCAUCUUUACCCUGUACGAACUCAUUGAUAAUCUGCCUCGAGAUGUGCAGCUGGGAAAUGACGGCGACGAGUGUGAAAGACAGCAGAGACAGGAAUCUGACGCAGGUCGGUGUAGUGGACAUGAUGCUCAAAGAACACCAAUUCUCCAACAGGUGCCUCACGUGAAGAAGAGGAGAAAGAAGAGCAAGUUGACUGAGAUGUGCUCUGUGUCUUAA
Molecule: messenger RNA, 1494 nt
Organism: Seriola dumerili (greater amberjack)
Lineage: Eukaryota; Metazoa; Chordata; Actinopteri; Carangiformes; Carangidae
Gene: neu4
Product: neuraminidase 4
Exons: 3
Coding region: 1-1494 (497 amino acids)
Biological process (GO): ganglioside catabolic process; oligosaccharide catabolic process
Cellular component (GO): membrane; cytoplasm; lysosome
Molecular function (GO): exo-alpha-sialidase activity
Source: RefSeq, a predicted model, not a curated record